AUGGCGAAAAUGAUACGGAAACACACGAAGUUACACGAAGAUGAGUAUCAAAAAUAUAGUUGCGAUCUAUGUUACGAAAUUUUAACAAAACUUAAUCAAUUUCUAAUUAAAGUCAAAGAUGCACAACAAAAGAUACGUGAAAUAUUUUCAUUGUCUGCAAUUAAUAAUUUAGAUAUUAAAUUAGAACACGAAUCACAGCGCCAGCAGCAAAAUAAUGACGCUACGACGUUAAACUCGGAGGAUCAAUUUGUUGAUAGUAAAGUCGAAUUGAUUGCCGUUAAAACAGAAUCAGAGGGAGAUGACUGUGAUUACUACGAUUAUGCAAAUGAAACGCAGGAAUCGAUUUCAGAACUUUCAAACACAUUGACGAAGACUACUGCAAACGUAGUAAAAGUUGAAAAUACGUCAGCGGAGAGUAUUCCCGUUGCUAGAAAGAAUCAACGUAAUUUGCUAAGAAUUCAAUUUAAAUGUUAUAAAUGUGGUGAAAUGUUUCGGACAGAUGAACUUUUACAAAAUCAUUUUAAAAAUGUACAUAACUCUAAAACGGAAUACGUUUGUCUUGAAUGCAAUGCAUUACUUGAAAAUUUAUCAAAGUUUAAAGAACAUUUAUUGUAUGUCCAUUGUUUUAAAAAUAAAUCAUCAAAAGUUUUUUCAUGUAAAAUUUGUGGAAGAUUAUUUAAACGGAAAGAACAUUGUAUGUCGCAUCAAUCAACUCAUUCAGAUGAUAAAAGCUUUUCAUGCCAAAAUUGUGGAAAAUUAUUUCGCUUAAAAGAAUACUUGUCAAGACACAAACGUAAAAAUCCAGAAUGCAGAGAUGAAUUAGAAUUCAAAUGUACUCACUGUGAUAAAAUAUUUAAAAAUCAAUAUUCCUUAGAUUGCCACAUGAAAACCCAUAUUACACCAGAUCAAUAUAAGUAUAAAUGUGAAGUAUGUGGUAGAAAAUUUCAUGCUAUCGUACAUUAUAAAUGCCAUAUACUUGUGCAUGAAAAGACUGCAAGUGUAAAAGAUUAUAUUUGUGAUCAAUGUGGGAAAAUAUUUAAAAGUCAACCUCUUUUGAACUCACAUUUAGUAUCACAUACACAGGGUUCCCCUUAUACUUGUGAAGUAUGUUCUAAACGAUAUAAAUCUACUGCCGCUUUAAAACAACAUCAAUUAACGCAUUCAGGUAAAUUUCAUGAAUGUGAAGUGUGUGGAAAGAAAUUUACUCGACGUGGGCAAUUAACAAUACAUUCGUCGAUACAUACUGGUAAAUUACCAUUCAAAUGUAGUUAUUGUAAGAAACAAUUCAGAAGAAAAAGUUAUCUUCAGAUACAUUUACGUCAACAUACAGGAGAACGUCCAUAUUCAUGUUUGGAAUGUAAUCACAGUUUUACAAAUGAUUCAAAUUUUAUAAAACAUUUAAGAGGACGACAUGGUUUACAAAAUAUUUCAAUUAUUAAUAAACAUCGUUAUCCAUUUGAUGAUAACUAA
Molecule: messenger RNA, 1470 nt
Organism: Chrysoperla carnea
Lineage: Eukaryota; Metazoa; Arthropoda; Insecta; Neuroptera; Chrysopidae
Product: zinc finger protein OZF-like
Exons: 8
Coding region: 1-1470 (489 amino acids)
Biological process (GO): regulation of transcription by RNA polymerase II
Molecular function (GO): DNA-binding transcription factor activity; RNA polymerase II cis-regulatory region sequence-specific DNA binding
Source: RefSeq, a predicted model, not a curated record